This is a messenger RNA of Maudiozyma saulgeensis, 1923 nucleotides long. The record is from the annotation of a GenBank genome assembly. Lineage: Eukaryota; Fungi; Ascomycota; Saccharomycetes; Saccharomycetales; Saccharomycetaceae.
AUGAAUGAAGCGGCUAGAAUGGAAAUGAUCCAGGAUAUAAAGGAUUCACUACGGAGCUCAUCGAUCCAUUUAUCUCAAUGGAAGUUAUUAAAAUCUGCCAAAUGGUCGAUAGAGGCAUUACAAGGUAUGGAGGAUGUACCAUUGGAUAGUAGUGAUAUGAGUCAGGAUAAUAUGAUGGAUGCCAAUUCGUCUAAUAAUCAUGCCAAGACUAUCUUUAAUGAACGUAAAAAUGGACGGAUACCGAGAAUGAAUGAUGGCUUUACUGAAGAUGAAUUUGAUAAGUAUUUAUUAGCAUCCUCGUUAUUUGAUUGUAAAGAAUUUGAUAGAUGUGUUUAUUUUUUGGAAAAUGUCAGUGAGCCUAGAUUAAAAUUUUUAAAACUUUAUUGCAAAUAUUUGUCAUGGGAUAAGAAAACAGUAGAGAGUGUAGAGAAUGUUCUUGUUACUGGGAAAGCAAAGGACCCAAACCAAUGUAAUGAUAGUUCGGAUUUAGGAAGAGACAAUGAACAAAAUUCUGAUUCGAAUGGGUUUACCAGUUAUCUGAAAUCAAAGAAAGAUGGGAGUGUACAACAUAUGGAAGAUGGCCAUCAAUCUAGCGUGGCCCUUAUAUUGAAAGAAUUGAGAGACUAUUUAAACAAGAAUGAAUUGAAUCUUUUGCGUUCAAAAGAAGGUGAAUUAGGGGUGGCAUUGCUUUAUUAUUUGAAAGGUGUACUAUUACAUCAAAAUGGCAAUAAACCACAAGCACUUACAGCAUAUGUUAACUCAUUAAGUUUAUACUCAUUUAAUUGGACCUGUUGGGUUGAAUUACUCGAUUGCAUAUCCAGACCGGAUGAAUCAUUACUAAUUUUAAAACAUUUGAAUGAACAAUUCGAAUUGAGUGAACAAAAUCAUUAUGGAACCCAACGAAUAAAUACUGAGAAUAUCAUGCUCAAAUUCUUUAAAUUAUCUUUAUUCCAAGAGUUUAGUGGGAAUAUAGAUGAAUUUUUGGCGAACUUGGAACUACUCUUAUCAAUAGCUCCAAACUUUGCAUACUUAAAGGUACAGAAUGCCUUAGUGUACUACAACCACAUGGAUUACACGAAUUCUGAAAGCAUAUUCGAUCAAAUAAUAAAACUGGAUCCUUACCGAUUAGAAGACUUGGAUAUAUAUUCAAAUAUUCUAUAUGUCAUGCAGAAACAAUCAAAGCUGGCGUAUUUAGCACAAUUUGUUUCUCAGAUUGAUAGAUUUCGUCCCGAGACAUGUUGUAUUAUAGCUAAUUAUUACAGUGCUCGACAAGAACAUGAGAAAUCAAUAAUGUAUUUCCGAAGGGCAUUAAUACUAAACAAGAAAUCAACAAGUGCAUGGACUUUAAUGGGCCAUGAAUUUGUGGAAUUAAAAAAUUCUCAUGCUGCUGUAGAAUGUUACCGUCGUGCCGUAGAUAUUAACAAUAGAGAUUUUAGAGCUUGGUAUGGGCUAGGUCAAGCUUAUGAGGUACUCGACAUGCAUAUGUAUUCAUUGUACUAUUUUCAAAAAGCAUGUGCUUUGAAACCUCUGGAUCGUCGUAUGUGGCAAGCUACAGCUGACUGUUAUGCUAAAUUAAAAUAUUCUAGUGGUGCAAUUAAAUGUUACUUGAGAGCAUUACAAUUAUCAACAAAUCCAGAUCAGGAAGCACAACUAUUUUAUCGUUUGGCUGAACAAUAUGAAGAAACUUCUGAGUUAGAGAAAUGUAAAUCGUACAUGAUAAAAUGUAUGGAACUUGAGAGAUCUAAUGAGGGCCUUGUUACAGAUGAGGCGAUAAAGGCAAAACUCUGGUUGGCAAAAAAUGAAUUUCAAAAUAAAAAUUACGAAGAAGCUUAUAAUUACGCUAUUAGUAUCACAAAUGGAACGUCACAGGAAGUGGAAGAAGCACGUACAAUUGCUAGGAAUUGCAGAAUGCUUCUUAAAUAA